Molecule: messenger RNA, 985 nt
Organism: Tribolium madens (black flour beetle)
Lineage: Eukaryota; Metazoa; Arthropoda; Insecta; Coleoptera; Tenebrionidae
Product: RNA pseudouridylate synthase domain-containing protein 1-like
Exons: 3
Coding region: 59-934 (291 amino acids)
Biological process (GO): pseudouridine synthesis
Molecular function (GO): pseudouridine synthase activity; RNA binding
Source: RefSeq, a predicted model, not a curated record
UUUAUAUUUUCCCCUAAAACCACCGAAUUGAUCUCUCGUGACAGCUAACCUAGUUUAAAUGUCACAUUUGAAAUUUUAUUUUUUUAUACACAAAAUUUUGAAGACAGUCUAUAAGAAUAUAUGUGACUUGUUUUCUGAUACUUACAAAAACACAAAAAUUGUACGCACAAGUAACAAUUUUAUAAUAAUCGAUAAAGCUUACGAUUUAAAAAUUAACAGCAAUAACAAAAAUGAAGAAACAAUACAAACCUUUAUGAAAAAAAAUUUCCCCUACUUGGCCUCGAAUCGGUUGCAUCAUGAAUAUUAUUUUAUGCAUAGGUUGGAUUAUUCCACAAGUGGCUUAAUGUGUAUACCAAUUCAUAAAGAAGCGUGUCAAGUGGCAUCAAAAGCAAUACAACAACGCAAAUGCAAAAAAUAUUACAUAGCCCUAGUAAGGGGUUAUCUAUCUUUAAAUUUACUUGACCUCAAUUUUCCGAUAGGUGUAUUUAAUAAUUUUUAUGGAGAGUUUGUGAUAAGGCAAGUUUCAGGGAGAGACAAUAGUGUGAAAGAAGUAGAAAAAAUGUGUGUAACACAUGGUAAUAGCUCAAGAACUGCAAGAACUUUAAUCGUAGUUCUUGAAAAUGGCCUGUUUGAAAAUUAUCCAAGUAGUAAGAUUUUAAUAAGGCCUAUAACAGGCCGGAGGCACCAAAUUAGGGUGCAUUGCUCCCACAUAGGCCACACAAUUGUAGGCGACUACACUUACAGUAAUAAAAAAGAUACUAAACCGGAAAGGAUGUACCUCCAUUCGUUGAGAUUAGUCAUUCCUAAUAAAAUUGAAGACAUAAAUGAUCAAACUAGCGACCCAUUUAGUGAAAACGAGAUAAAAUCGUGGAAGCCGGUUUUCCGAUUUUAUAAUUUAAGUCGUGCCUUUAAAUUGAUAGACGAAUUUGUUUAAUAAAGAUGUGAACAAUAAUAUUUUUUUUAAAUAAAUUUUGUAUUGGUAAUA